CGUCAAACGCGCCAAGCAGCAUCCAUUGUUCGAGCAGUUCGUGCGAGUGCACGCGAUUCCACGUCGUCCUCUCUGCACCGCCUUCCGUUCUUCUCGGAUAUCACCUCGUUGGGUGUCAGCAGUACCGCAGAGGCUCGUCGUCAUUCGAGUGCGGCCAGUCGAAGUUAUUACUAUCGAUUGAAACUGUUCCCGUCAAAGAAAAGCGGCAAAGGAAUUAAACUCAAGUUGGAUCGAUUGGCCGUCGCAGCGUUGUUCGAUCGUAACAACUCGAUUCUUUCGUGUGUAUUCGACGUAAUUCUCGCAGUUAGUGUCGCCGGUUUGGCUGGCUCUUUAUUGACCAGAUCCAUCUUCAACGGCUUAUCGCUGAUAUUGUUCGCAAUUGUUGUGGCCGGAACACAUCCGGAUGCCGCAUCUCCAAUUCACGGUUUCAAUUGGAUUGUCGCAUAUUCACGUCCGGUGUUUUUUUGUUUAUUGGGUUUGAUAGUUUUGUUGAUCGACGUGGCUUGGUGGGAUCAUGGACUGGCCGAGACGGUGAUCGCGUGGGAGUGGAAUCCGUAUCGCCUCGGAUCGGUGGCGAGUGCGUCUGUGAUCGAAGCGAUUCGCGAUCUGAUGGCCACUCUGGUGCUGCUUUUACCGAUCGCGUUCACUUUGGGAUUACUACCUCAGGUGAACACGAUGCUAUUGCACGUGAUGGAACAAGUGGAGAUGCACGUGUUCGGUGGCACUGCGUGUUUUUCGCUCAUUUCCGCAUGCAUUCAGCUCACGAAAAGCUUACUCGCAUUCGCAUUACUUUCGUUGUUGGCGCAUUUCGCCCAUCGAGACCAUCCGCACUCAACACAAAACGUCAUUUUCUCGGCGUUCGCCGCUGUGGCCGUUUCGGUCUCUUUCUUCUUAUCCAGGUAUUAUUAA
Messenger RNA from Anisakis simplex (herring worm), 909 nucleotides. The record is from the annotation of a GenBank genome assembly. NCBI's taxonomy places the organism in Eukaryota, Metazoa, Nematoda, Chromadorea, Rhabditida, Anisakidae.